Molecule: messenger RNA, 399 nt
Organism: Knipowitschia caucasica
Lineage: Eukaryota; Metazoa; Chordata; Actinopteri; Gobiiformes; Gobiidae
Source: the annotation of a GenBank genome assembly
AUGCCUCUGACCCUCCUCACCACAAUCAACAGUCACCAAACCUCUGUCCACUGUCCUCAACACUCUCCUCUAUCUCGUCUCUGCUUGUCCAUCAUCUCAUUCCUUCUGACACUGUCCUCUGUCCUCUCUCCUCAUCCCUCUGUGUCCACUGUCUCUGUCUCUCUCCUCCUGUCCUCUGUAUACUCUUCCAUCAGUCUCUCACUCAGUCCUCUCUCCUACUGUUUCUGUCCUCACUCUCUCUCCUCUACCUCAGUCAACACCACUGUCCACUUCCUCUGUCUAGUCCUCUACACUUGUACCCUGACUUCACCCACUCCUCCUGUCCUCUCUCCACGACCUCUCCUUCCUCAGUCCACAUACCUUGUCCUCUGUCCACUGUACUUCACCUCUGUCCAUUGA